AUGGCCUCUGUGAAGUACUUGUGUGAUGUUUUCGGGGAGAGGAUUAGGAAAAACCCCCAGUGGAUGUGUAAGGAGCUUGCUGAGACAAUAAAGAAGGAGAUGGAAAUUGAAGUCCCCAGGAUAAAGAUUCUUAGACUUAGGAAAAUGGCACUUGAGGGAGUUGCAAAAAGUUUGAAAGAACACUACUCGAGGGUUAGAGAUUUUGGCCAAGAAGUGCUGUUGAGUAAUCCACAGAACACAGUCAAGAUAUCCACUACUAGGCUGAAUGAAGAUGACCCUCUAUUGUCUGCUGUGGGGAGGGAUGAGAACAAUCAAAUGUUCCCUAUAUGCUAUGCUGUGGUUGAAUCUGAAAACACAGAUUCAUGGAGAUGGUUCAACACAGGAGUCUUGAAGAAAUGCUUUUGGAACAUUGCUCUUUCUACACACAAAGUGGCAUAUACCGAAGCAAUGAAGGAGAUGGAAAAGCACUCUAAAUCUGCACAUGCUCAACUCUCAGCAAUUGAUCCUAAGCAGUGGUGUAAAGCAUUUUUUGCUACACAUUCGAAGGUGGAUAAUACAGACAAUAACAUGUCUGAGAGAUUCAAUUCUUGGAUUAUAAAUGAGAGAUAUAUGCCACUACUCACUAUGCUUCAAGAAAUUCAAUUCAAGCUUAUGACAAGAAUGAGACAGAAGAGGGAUGAUAUGCUUGCAAGUGACUUACAGAUCUGUCCAAAAAUCAAGAAAUAUCUUGAUGUGCUUAUCACAGAGUCAAGGAAGUGGAAUGCUGCUUGGGAUGGAGAAAGGAAAUUUCAAGUAAAGCAAGGAACUAGAUGUGUUACAGUUGAUUUGGAGAGGGGAAACUGUGAUUGCAGGGUCUAUGAUCUCACAGGCAUGCCGUGUCAACAUGCCAUAGCUGCAAUUCACUCAAGAAGACAUAAUCCAACUGAUUAUGUGUCUGACUACUACAAGAGGGAGAAGUAUCUUGCAGCCUACAAGCACUCACUGGAGGCAAUGAAAGGGGAAGAAUAUUGGGACUUCCAUGGUGGGGAGAUAAUGCUGCCACCAGAUAUUCCCAAAAGGCUUCGAGGGAUGCCAAAAAAACUCAGAAGAAGAGAGGCUUGGGAAGGGGGUAGUAGAAGUCAGACUGCACCUUCACAAGGUGUUUUGCUGCAGAGAUUUUCUAACAAAAAGGUGAUGCAUUGUUCCAACUGUGGAGAUGCAAGCCACAGACUAGCAAAAUGCCCAACUAUGGGCAAGGACAGUGCAACAACACCAACUGAGGCAACCAAGAAAAAUGAGACACCAACAGGGGCAAAGAGAAAAGCAACAAAGGAAGUAAGGAGGCAAAAAUUAAAGCCAAGAAAAGCUCAGCCAGGGAUUGUGAUUAGGGAGCCAGAAGAAGGAGGGAAACCACAAACUCAAGCUUCACAAACUGGUCCAGUGAAGGAUAAAGGUAAGGCAGUUGAAGAAGAAGUACCACAAUCUGUAUGGGAUAUUCUUGAAGAACAAGGUGAGGACCCAACUGAGGAGCAAGGUGGGGAGGAACGUCUAUCUUUUUUCACAAAAAUCCCCAAAAAGAAGAUGCCAUUGAUGAGGGGUCAAGAGACAGAUGAGUGGGAAAAAAGUGGCAAAAACUAUGCAGACUUCCAGGAAUAG
Daucus carota subsp. sativus is the source of this 1635-nucleotide messenger RNA. RefSeq lists its product as uncharacterized. Gene Ontology annotation, molecular function: zinc ion binding. Bases 1 to 1635 code for a protein of 544 amino acids. The record is from RefSeq and is a predicted model, not a curated record. The transcript is spliced from 4 exons. NCBI's taxonomy places the organism in Eukaryota, Viridiplantae, Streptophyta, Magnoliopsida, Apiales, Apiaceae.